AUGGCUGCUGUUGUUGUUGGUUGUGGUUCUGCUUCAAUUUCUUGGGUUCAAUUGAAGGAUUCUUCAUCAAAGAGGAAUGUGAAGAAUAGAUUUAGGGUUUCAUGCGUUUCAUCUUCUGCUGUUAGUGAUCCGUAUAACACUCUCAGGAUUCAUCCUGGUGCCUCUGCAUCUGAGGUCAAGAAAGCAUUUCGACAGCUUGCUCUUCAGUAUCAUCCAGAUGUCUGCAGAGGAAGCAAUUGUGGCAUCCAAUUUCACCAAAUUAAUGAAGCCUAUAAUAUUGUAAUGAGUAAUUUGAGAGGGGAAUUAAGCAAUCCCGAGAUGCAAAUGUACGAGCAAUACGACAUGGCAGGGGACGACGAACAAAUGAGAGGGGUGGACGAUCAAGAUUGGGAUCUCUGGGAAGAAUGGAUGGGAUGGGAAGGAGCAGGAAUACGCGACUACUCAUCCCAUAUAAACCCUUACAUUUGA
Fraxinus pennsylvanica is the source of this 468-nucleotide messenger RNA. The record is from the annotation of a GenBank genome assembly. Lineage: Eukaryota; Viridiplantae; Streptophyta; Magnoliopsida; Lamiales; Oleaceae.